This is a messenger RNA of Mesocestoides corti, 1035 nucleotides long. Lineage: Eukaryota; Metazoa; Platyhelminthes; Cestoda; Cyclophyllidea; Mesocestoididae. The record is from the annotation of a GenBank genome assembly.
AUGGCCCUCGGGCACGGAUCUUCUUCGUCUAAGAAGCAUCGAAAGUCUCGCCGUGAAGGCUCUGCCGAAGAUGCAACAAAGCCAAUCAAGUCUUUCAUUCAGGUCUUUUGGCGUAGGCACUCGUCGGCGGCUGCCUCUAACACAGAAAAACCCGCCGAGUCAGGCACUAGGACCCUCUCUCCCAGCCACAAAACUAGCGCCCCGACAGUGAGUUCACUCGAGCAGGCGCUUCGCAUCGCGAGGGGCCAGGUAGAGGAGGAGGUGUUUCCCGUGGCGAACGAGCAGGUUAACUAUCAGUCACCCAAUGCUGGGUUUCUACCAAGGAUCCCUGAGUACGGCGAGGGGACCUACACAGCCGCACAGGUGGAGCGUCUGAAAGCCGGCGUGGUAAGGCGCACAAACAGUCGGUCGGACCGGAGUGAAUUCAACUCCGCUCCGCCGGGCAUAUACUGGCCUGAUGGUGAGACGACUGGAGCGCACCCCCAGACCCCACACCACCAAGCCCCCGCGUUCGGGCCGGUCGACCGGCUUCCCCGCAUCGCGCCCCUCAGCAGACCCACGUCGUCGGUCUUUUUUGGGGGCCCUAGGAGUCCGGUGACUAGUUUUUGUGCCUCUCCGACGCGAGCGGUGUCCCCCACCCCUUUCCUGCAUCGGCCCCUGCCGCCACCACCUUUUGCUGACAGACGGGGGGAUAAAAUGAGCAAAUCUUUCAAUCUCGGAGCCACUGCUGGCCCUAUGUGGCGUGCGGUACCGCUCAAGUCACCCACUGCAGAGCUUGAAGUUGUCGAUACAGCAGUGUAUAGCAAUGUGAAGAUUCCAGUAUUGAGCUUCACAAAUUUUGCUCACAUAAAUCCUCGCAUGUCCUUUGAUAUCGUUGGCCUUUCGAUGAAUGACGUGUCGGCUGCGUUCGUUAACCUCCAUGAAUCCGUUUACCUUGAACCGUUCCACCUCGCCACCAUUCGCGCAGCUAUCACACCGAUCCACCUUGGGGCGUGUAGUUCGAAGAUUCCAAUGGAAGGGAAGAAGACGGUCUGA